AUGUUAGAAAAAAUCUCCAAAUUUCUGUUCUUCUUGACUUAUUUAUUCCCUAUCGUAUCAGCAAGAUUACCAAUUUCUGAUAUGUUUAAUUAUGAAAAAAAGAAAUAUAUUCCUUAUAUAAUUGUCUCCGUAAUUCUCUUAAUUGCGUUUACGCCAAUAUCUCAAUUACGAAAGGUUAGAGCAAUAAUCGCUUUAGCCUUGAAUAUAUUCACAUUGAUAAUUUUUCCACCUCUAUUCUUUUAUACGACACAAGGCUUCAGCAAGUUGACAAUAGUUGUGUUAGCCUUAAUUUUGGCAAUAACUGCAUCUAUUUUAAUAUCUAUUAUAUUAAGAUUGUUAAUUUCAGAUGAAUCAAAAAAAAAGAUAGCCAGUAUAACCUUCGCAGUACUUUUCACAUUAAUCAUUGCAAUUUUUCCACCUUUAUUCUUAUAUGCGACAGAAAGUUUUAACAAUGUGACAAUUACCUUUUUAAUUUUAUUUGAAAUUUUUAUUUUUACAACUGCAUUAGCAGUCCUUUCUACUUCAUCAUGUAUAUUUAAAUUUGUAGUGAUGUCUUUUUUAAUGGGGUCUUUAAUGGCCAUAAUCAUUUAUGCUAUAGUACUUUGGAUCAAGUUUUUGGUCAAUUCCGGGUUUCACAUUAGUAUAAUAGUUCUAGUUAUUAAUUGUGUAGUAGGAUGUUUCCUUGGUUUUUUACAAGGUACGAUAAUCGGAUUUAUAAUAACAAGCAACAUUUUAGGUGGGAUUAAUUUCUAUUUUGUCUUUUAUGCGUUGCAAAUUCAAGUCAAUCCAAUUUCACUUUUACUUUUCUGGGCAGUUUUAUGGACUAUUUUAUUUAAUAUUUAUACUGGCAUUGAAAAUUAUGGGGGCGGGGCUGAAGAAGGGGCAGAAGCGGAAUUUGAUCUUGAGAACUACAUGCAGAAAUAA
Diversispora eburnea is the source of this 924-nucleotide messenger RNA. The record is from the annotation of a GenBank genome assembly. Lineage: Eukaryota; Fungi; Glomeromycota; Glomeromycetes; Diversisporales; Diversisporaceae.